UCGGAGCAUUAGCCGUCGUUACUUCUGCCAAGAAGCCUAGCCUAUUGUUAUAAUUUUUGGAAGCCGAUGGAUGAGGCGCACACAUUUGUGGUGGAAUCGCCUUUCUAGUUCCCGCUUUAGGUAUUCCCCAUCCCUCAAAGCAAAUGACACCACAAUUUGAAUUCCCACACCUAAUCCGACAGCGCUCAGGACCCGGCUGAGUGAGUUAUUUUACCAAAGACCUGUUGAGUGCGCAGUGAGCAACAAGCGCAGGGAAUCAAGAGACUUGCUGCCAAUUUCUAGACUGGAUCCAGAAUUCGCUUUCCGGGCGGUGGAUUACAAGUUUGGGGAAACAACCUAACAAAGGAUCUCAGAGUUUGCUGCAAAAGAUAAUGUGAUAGUUUGAAGAUUUUGCUUGACAGCGUUUUUAUACUGUUGAGUUUGCGAAUAGACUAACAUUUUUGACGCAGGCGGCAACUUUUUGGUGGUUCUAAAUUCUAAAUAGCCUAGUGAUUCGGGAAUUUGCUAGCCUAGGCUAUUGCUUUUUCCAACACCUGCGGAUUAUUCUUGAGGUGCAAAAAAUGCUCAAUCGUUUUUGGAUGUAUUGUGGACAAAGGAAUUAAUUCAAGAAAAGUUAUCAUAACCGUUUCGCAAGCUAUGGAGCAAUUUUGCAGAGUGCUGUCGCUAACCACAUUUGUAACUUUAAUCCAGGUCAAUGGUAAAGCUGUUAUCCCGUCUGAGCAUCCAGGCCUCCAGUUGCUGGCCACGGCCUCGCACUACUGGCCUCUGGAUGCUGUGGAUGGGAUUCACGGACUUUGGGACCAGAUUGGAAACAGAACAGGUUAUGUUAAUGGAAGUAAUAUAACUCUCAGAAUCCACAACCACACUGUGCUCCCUUCCUCCCAUAACACUUCUUCUGUGUAUACCAAUGAUUCUGCCUACACUAACAUUUCUGCAACUGUAGACAUCGUAGAAGGAAUGGUUAACAAGGGGAUUUAUCUGAAUGGAGAUAACGGGGCCACCUUUUUGCACUUUGGGAACUACAAGAAUUCAUGCAUCAGUGACCCAACCCUGUGUGGCUCUGAAGGAAUCACAUUUUCCUUUUUUUGGAAGAACCAGGAGGCAGGGUCCCGCUUUGCCAUUUCUUCAGGGGGGAAAGUCAUUUCCAAUGGGUUCUCUGUCUACACAAAUGCUCAUGGGGGAUAUGUGGAGUUUUACACAAGGGGAGACUCUAAGAGAUGGACAGCAAAAAUCGAGAUUCCAGGGCCUUACUGGACACACGUCCUAUUCACCUGGACCCAGAAGGAUGGCCUGAACGUCUACGUCAAUGGUACCUUCAGCAUCAGUGACCCGGAGGGGAACGUGUCCCAAAACUACGGGGACCCUCAUCAAAACCUAGUCAUCGGGACCGACAACAAGGAGUUCUACAAGUACUACGCAACCGGAACCUUUGACGAAUUUGUCAUCUGGGAGCGGGCCCUUUCUCCUGAAGAAAUCAUGCUGUACUACAAGGCCGUGACAGGUGAAUCUUGGGUUGCUCCGACAACGGCAUCUGUUCCUACUUCCACCACUACUUUGGUGGAUACUCCUGUGCCACCUACGGAAGCCUCUCUCCCUGUGGUCACCGAUCUGCCGGAGGAACUCCAGAUUUAUGAGUACCCCGUCUCCAUGCCAGGGACUGUGUCCAUCAGCCUUCCUAAAAAGAACAUUGGCCAGGACACUGCCAACAACCUCACCCUGGCCUUUUUGAAGAGCGUGGAAGAGGUCCUCUCCGCGCCGGGGUGGCCUGAAGAGGAGGAGCAGUCGAUCCCUAUGGUUAGCGGCUUGAUCGAGACUGUGGACAGAGUCAUGAUCCACAUGGUGUCCAACCUGGAGUCCAGUUCCCAAUCAGUUAUUUCUAUUGGUGGGAAAUCUUCCGUGGCAGAUUACUCGCUGAUGAAGAUACCGCAGAACUACAAUCUGCCACUCUACCGCUUCCCCACGCAGGGCAAGAACUACAUCUCUGUCCCUGGGGAGGCCUUCACCCAACAGGCUCAAACCACCAUUGUAGGCCUGUUCUACCACACCAUGCACAACUACUACAAAGAAAUCAGCCCGCUGAAAACCAAGAUCAACGAGGCGGCCGAUUUUAAAGAUCACAAGAUCCAGGUGGCCAGUUUCCUCAUCUCUCUGAAGGUGGAGCCCUCCCCCGCCCUGUCCGUUAACCUGUCGGGGGCCCCUCUGAUAAAAAUCGUCCUCACGCAUCUCCUGAAUAAAGAACAGUACAGUAUUGCCUCAAAUCAGAGCAACAAGGUCUUCCUCUACUGCGCCUUCCUAGACUACAGUAACAAGGAAGGCGUGUGGUCCAACGAGGGCUGUGUCCGGUCUGGCGGGAACCUGUCUUACUCCAUCUGUCUGUGUAACCACCUCACCAACUUUGCCAUUCUCAUGCAGGUGGUGCCAGUGGAGCUCACCACGGCCCACCAGGUGGCACUGUCCACCAUCAGCUACAUUGGCUGCUCCAUCUCCAUCUUCUGUCUGGCUAUCACCCUGGUCACCUUUGCCAUCCUUUCAUCCGUGAGCACCAUCCGGAACCAGCGCUACCACAUCCACGCCAACCUGUCCUUCUCCAUCCUGGUGGCCCAGAUCCUGCUUCUCAUCAGCUUCCGUUUCGAGGCGGGCACGCUCCCCUGUAAAGUUAUGGCUAUCCUCUUGCACUUCUUCUUCCUGAGUGCCUUCUCCUGGAUGCUGGUGGAGGGGCUGCACCUCUACAGCAUGGUCAUCAAAGUUUUUGGAUCCGAGGGCAGCAAACACUUCUACUACUACGGGAUUGGCUGGGGAUCUCCGCUGGUGAUCUGUGUGGUGUCCGUGACCUCGGCCUUAGACAGCUACGGUGAGGUGGGGAACUGCUGGUUGUCUCUGGAGAAUGGAGCCAUCUGGGCCUUUGUGGCUCCUGCACUCUUUGUCAUCGUGGUGAACAUCGGGAUUCUAAUCGCUGUGACCAGGAUUAUCUCCAGGAUCAGUGCAGAGAACUACAAGGUGCACGGGGAUGCCAAUUCAGUCAAACUGACCGCUAAGGCUGUGGCUGUUCUCCUCCCCAUUCUGGGCAUUUCCUGGGUUUUUGGAGUCCUGGCCAUCAAUGACCAUUCCUUGCUGUUCCAGUACCUGUUUGCUGUGUUCAAUUCCUUACAGGGAUUCUUCAUCUUUUUAUUCCACUGUCUUCUCAACUCAGAGGUCAGAGCCGCCUUCAAGCACAAGACCAAGGUGUGGUCCCUAACCAGCAGCUCUAUCCGCAACAUCCACGUGAAGCCUUUCAAUUCAGAUAUUAUGAAUGGAAACAGAGCAUGCAUGACCCCAACAAAGAUGCACACGUGGGACAAAAGCACAAAUUCUGCCAAUCGCAUUGACCUGUCAGCAGUGUAGCACCUGUAACACUCAAUGGAAGAUGGAGGACAACAGCUAAAAUCCAUUUGCUUAAACAUAAUAGCUAACACUGGCUACUUCAGGUAAUCAACCAUUUAUGUGAGGAUCCCACUGUGGUUUGCCCAACCCUGACCACAUCACACAUUCCCUCUCAUUCACCAAAUGCAAGACUGAAAGGUCAUAUGGACACAAUGAAAGAAAAUGGAUUGAUACAGUACUAUCUACACUUCAAGACCAAAUAAUCGUAUUACAUGUUUGCAAAGAAUGUUUCUAAUGUCAUGGAAUAUAUAAACCUUAAAGUAUUUUGGACUGUGACAUUUUGGAUUCAAACAUUUGCUGAAUCAACAAAAACUCUUUGUCAGAGCAGUUUAAGAGAAGAGACAAGCAGGCAAAUAAAACAAAUGUCACCUAACAGGUGCAUGGACAUCAUCAGAUAACCAGGGAUACACACGAAACGAAAAACAAUAACCGAGCAACUAAAUAAUUCAGGAAAGCUAUCAUUUUGAAUCAAAUUCUGUUUGCUUUUGGGAGGAACGGUGAGACUUGCUUUUCGCGUGACAGGGCUGCCCGUUGAACUCCGUGAGAAAACACUCAUCAUCUCAAACAUCUCACAGCCCAUUAAACAACUCCCCGCAGACCGUAACCUCCAUCUCUCCUUGGGCCCUCGCUGCCAGAUCGUUCAGUGUAGUGCUAUCAGCAGAUGAAAGUCAUGUCUUAACGGUGUGUCCCUCCUUUGUGCAGAACUGAUGAAUCGAAGACCGUGCCUCUGGGCACCUGUUGAAAGAUGUGUGGGUUGCUGUUCUGUCUUUGUAAAACCAAAUUCCCACCUACUCUUUCCCCCCUGUUUUCUUUUUGUCAGAUUCUUAAAAUAGGGUGAUGGGGGGAGGGUGGGGGGGCAGCUGUAGCAUGCUUGCUGCUGGUAGAAAAAGUAUUCUGUUUUUCCCUGUAAUAACUCACUGCCCACUGCAUGUACAUGUAUUUCUGUUUGCAGGAUGCUUGUUCAGUCAGAAUGUGCAUGCAGAUGGGAGAAGGUUGUUCAUUAAUGAUCCAGGUCAUGUGCAGGCACAGUGAAAUUCCAUAUUCAGAGGCAGUUUUCUGUCUCUACAAAGGGAAAUAUGUAAGAGUACAGGUAUUCACCGUUGGUACUGCUCCAUCUGAAUAGCUUAAAUGUAUAGCUCUGUAUACCCAAAAGUCACUGAGGCAAUACCAUGAAAGUCAAAAUAUGGAGCUGUUUGGCAUUAUUUGUUACUGAAAAUAUUUCUACUUUUUUUUUUUAAAUGACAAAACAGUCACUCUUAUCUGCUGAUUCUGUACUAAAGUAGAGCAAAAGAGAGCUUGUUAUCACAAGUAAAAUUAAGAGGUAGCUUUGACCUUUUUAUUCUUAUAAUUGGUACAAACUAAUUAUCUGUUCAUAGGACAGAAUUAUGGGUUUAUUGUGUGAGGGACAAUCUCAGCAUAGAUAUGGGGACAUGCCAUUGACAUCAUUUGUCAGUCCAAAGAUUUCUCCGUUUUGCUCAUGUAGAAUUUGGUAUAAAACAAACCAAUGCUUUUCAUAUACUUUAUAUGCAUUUCUAAGCUGUAAUUAAGCAGUAUGCCCUUUGCAAAUGGCACUGGGCUUAUUUUAUGUGAAAUCAAGCAAUAACUCUAAUUUAAGUUAUUCAUAUCUGUUUCAGUAUAAAUGGUGUAUUAAUUACGUCUGAUUGUAUGUGUGCUUUUAUUUCUGGUGUGACUGUACUGCAAGUCACAGGUUUAACAGCUAUGUUAAUCUAGGUGACCUGUGAUUCCUUGUCCUGAAGGAAUGUUACAGUAUGUAUUUUGUUCACUGGGGAACAUAGUUUUCACUUGUGAGUAUAAUGCCUUUUUCCUUUUGAUAAGGUUCUGCAUAUUAAGCAUUAAAGAUUUAUUAUGCAAUAUUUAUUAUAAAUAUUGCUUUUUUGUCCCAGCAAAAAAAAACCCCAAAAAAACAGCAAGAGUAAAAUGGCAAAGCUCAAAAGGGCUAUUACACAGAAUGUGCAUUCAUUCUAAUACAAACUUUGAUAAAUCUGGAAUGUAUGUUGUGUUGUAUGUUCUGUUGUUAGUUUUUUUGCUGUUGUUGUUGUGAGGAUGGCUUACUCUCAGCCAUAAGAACUUAUGUAAAAGCCAUAGUUCACUUGCGAAGUGAAGAUCUGUUCAAUGAAGGUAUUGUCUUCUGUACCUCACAUUUCCGAUAACUGCAGUUAUUUUUUUUGGUCAACACAUGAAGAAAAA
Messenger RNA from Anguilla rostrata (American eel), 5628 nucleotides. RefSeq names its product adhesion G protein-coupled receptor D1 (gene adgrd1). Lineage: Eukaryota; Metazoa; Chordata; Actinopteri; Anguilliformes; Anguillidae. Gene Ontology annotation, molecular function: G protein-coupled receptor activity. The record is from RefSeq and is a predicted model, not a curated record. Gene Ontology annotation, biological process: cell surface receptor signaling pathway; adenylate cyclase-activating G protein-coupled receptor signaling pathway. The coding region runs from base 637 to 3381 and encodes 914 amino acids. Gene Ontology annotation, cellular component: plasma membrane. The transcript has 26 exons.